UUCCAUUUAUUAAUUUAUUAUUUUGUUUUCUUUUUAUGUUGUUUUACGAAAGAAAAUGUCGUAAUGGCUCUGUCAGACAGUAAAGUUGUAAAAAGAAUCGAUAAAAUCACAUCCGAGUUAAAAACCUCGACAUCAGAAGAAGAAAGGUUUGAUAAAGUUUCUUCGUAUUUGGAGACUCUUGAAGAUGACGAUGGUACAAAAAUACCUGACUUUGACGAAGAUUUGGAGUGGCUAAACUGCAAGAGCUCCUUGUCUUUUAAAGAACAUCUGAGAGGGAAGAUAUGUGUGCUUGAUUUCUUUACUUAUUGCUGUAUAAAUUGCAUGCAUAUUCUGCCUGAUUUGGAAGCCCUUGAGAACGAACACUCGGAAGUCGAUGGUGUUGUCAUCGUUGGGGUACAUUCUGCAAAAUUCGACAACGAAAAGUCAUCAGCUAAUAUUCUUAGUGCAGUGAUUCGCUAUGACAUUCAGCAUGCAGUUGUCAAUGAUGCUGAAGCCAAGAUGUGGCAUACAUUAGGAGUGGCUUGCUGGCCAACACUUGUGGUAGUAGGACCAUCUGGGGAAAUAUUAUUGUCUCUCGUGGGAGAAGGGCAUAGACAGACAUUGUUACAUUUUGUUGGAGCUGCUUUGAAAUUUUAUAAAGGAAAAGGUCAAAUCAGGGACCACCCAAUUGGUAUUUGUCUGGCCAAAGAUGAGAUACCAAAGACAGGUCUGUCGUUUCCUGGUAAAGUGUGUGUUGACAGUUCAGGCAAGAGGCUUGUCGUUGCAGAUACUGGUCAUCACAGAUUACUGGUCAUGAGUGUUGAAGGUGUCAUACAUCAUGUGAUUGGCGGAGGAGAGAGGUUCCAAAGUGGGUUUCAAGAUGGGGAUUUCAUUGCAGCAAGGUUUCAUUCCCCUCAAGGGGUUGCAAUGCAAGAUGAGAUCAUUUAUGUUGCAGAUACAGAAAACCAUGCCAUCAGAAAGGUUGAUUUGAAUGGUAAAAGUGUAACUACUGUUGCUGGAACUGGACAACAAGGGAAUGACAAGGAAGGAGGUGGUAUUGGAAAAGGACAGCCUAUCAGCUCACCCUGGGAUGUGAUUAUUGGGCCUCCUCCAGGAUCAAAAACAGAAGAAAGUAAGAACGCUGUAUUGUAUGUUGCAAUGGCAGGAACCCAUCAAAUAUGGGCCCUCUAUUUGGAGGAUGGAUCUUGGCUUAAAGGAGGUUCCCAGAAAGCUGGAACAUGUAUCCGUUUUGCUGGAAGUGGAGAUGAAGCCAACCGCAACAACAGCUACCCACACAAAGCUGCCUUUGCACAGCCGUCUGGUCUUGCACUAGCGUUUAUCAAGUCUUCCUGGUCCUUGUUUGUAGCUGACAGUGAAAGUAGCAGUGUUCGUGUUGUUGAUAUUGCAACUGGAGCUACCAAGGCAGUGGUAGGAGCUGACAGAGACCCUAAUAAUCUGUUUGCUUUUGGUGAUGUGGACGAUAAAGGGGUUGACGUCAAGCUUCAGCAUCCUCUUGGAGUAGCUUGGAAUUCCGUGUCACGAGAAUUGUACGUUGCUGACUCUUACAAUCACAAGAUCAAGAAAAUCAUUCCCUCUGACAAGACAUGCACCACUUAUCUUGGUGAUGGCAAGCCCAGCCCAAGCCUCUUGGACGAGCCGGGUGGGUUGUGCAUCAGUCCGGAUGGUCAGCGGAUGUAUGUGGCUGAUACGAACAAUAGUGCUGUUCGCGUUGUCGAUCUUGCCAGUUCUCAAGUCACCAAGAUUACAGUAAUAGAUCGAGAGAGCCAUCGUAGCAGUUUUAAAAAACCUCGGGAACAAACAGAUUGCGGCCAUGUCACACAACGUGCAAUAAAACGAAUAACAUCAACUAGAAUACCUGUAACGCAACACCCUCCAGUGAGCGUGACACCACUGAAAGAGAUCGAGGUCAAGUUGAAUAUUAAUUUGCCAAGCAGUUGUAGUAUCACUGAGGAGGCUAUCAGCAAGUGGCAGGCAUGCUGGCUGAACGACGACAAACAAGGGGAUUCUUCAAAYCAGAACUGUUUCAGUCCACCAUUAGGAGUCUUCACGGCGGAUUCAUUGAGCGCCGUUACCAUAGCAACCUGGCCAGAUGUCCCGACAUCACAGCAGUCCCUUACCAUGCAGAUUGAGGCGUUGGUGUAUUACUGUGAGCCAAGUGGUACAUGUAGGAUGGAAGGCCUGAUAUACCAUGUACCAUUUGUGUCCCAAGACGUGACGGACCAUAAUACAUUGGUGCUCAAUCAUAACCUGAAAAUAUGAGUCUGCUGGGGGCAUCGAAGCUCAACGUCUCUAUGGCUAUCCCAGCGCCCACCUAUGACGUCAUCAUCGUURCCGUGACGACGCCGACGUAAUCUUAGAUGACGUAAGACACCAGCUAGACAUGACCAACGCUUGAAUUGGGGACCUUGACAUUGAUAGAAUCCUGAAUUACCUAAUGAUUAAUGAUAAAUACUUAAAUAUAGUAAUCUUAAUUGUCUGACAUGCUUUGCUGURAAAAAGUAAUCCUUUUUUGACAUCAUGACAUUAUUCAUGAUAAAUAAAUAAAUGGCACGAGGAAUCAUAAACACUUACACACACGGAAUAUUAAUAUUCAUAUCUAGCAUCAAUUUUGUUUAAGAAUCGAAAAGUGACCCCUCAGGGAAAAUUACGUAUGUGGCUUUGAUUCGUAGAAAGCAAUCGAAAAGUAGUAGAAAAAUAAUUUUAAAAAUCAUUAUAUUAAGUGAAGGAAGUAUAUUAGUGUAUUGAAGGCUAAUAAUUUUUGAUAGUGUUAAAUCCAAUAUAUUUAUGCUCGUUUUUUUCACACAAAGGAUGAGUUUGACUUAAGAAAACACAAAUAAAUUAUUAUGAAUCCAUGGUAACCAAAAUAAAUCUGUCUUCACUCUUGGGAAAAUGUCAUUUUUCUCAACUUGAAAAUAGCGGAUUGAAAAAUUAACAUUUAAUAGCUUUUAAAAAGCUGGAAUCAAAAAAGAGAAAAUUCAAUAUUGUGGUCGUUAAACAUGCAGGUUAUAAAACAUACCUGUUUAAAUAUUGUUUGUAAAUUAAUCUUAAUUAUUUAAGAUUGAUUGCUUUUGAGAAUGCGACUUUUGACAAGAAAGAUUUUUGAGCAGUCAAAUUCACCGUAGAAACAAUAACACUCGGUAAUUUUGAUUUCAGCAGAAAGUUUCUAGAAACAGGAAACAAUCUUGGAACUCGGUAGAUGCAACUUUUACAUGGGCAUUGUCUUAAAUUGUAGGAAUGAGAGAAAARAUGGCGACUUUGUGUACGUUUUAGAAUUAUAUUCUACAUUUUGUAAAAGAGUUAUGUAGUGAUAAUGUCAACUUUUUAAUAUAAAAAAACUUCAAAUUAACCGUAAAAACUAAAUUUGGGUGUUCACUUUUUCUUUAGUAAAUGUUGUGCACGCGAUUUGGUAAGGUCUUUUUGGGCUGCGGUUUCUCCGUGGCGCAUGCGCAAUAAAGCAGCAGACACCGUUGGCAAUGAGCUACAGUAUGCUAACACAUAGCUUAGGCUACCAAAACCCAAACAACUAUUAGAAUAUAUUAUUAAAAACAAAGAUAACAGAUAUACAAUGUCUAGUCUGCCACAAUAUAGCUAUGCUUAGUGGUUUUAUACACUUUGGCGGAAACUGUAUCGUUUUUCAUAGCCUGAACUGAGGAAAAAAUAAAAAAUGUUACGAUCCAAA
This is a messenger RNA of Actinia tenebrosa (Australian red waratah sea anemone), 3679 nucleotides long. Its product is annotated as NHL repeat-containing protein 2. Gene Ontology annotation, molecular function: protein binding. The record is from RefSeq and is a predicted model, not a curated record. NCBI's taxonomy places the organism in Eukaryota, Metazoa, Cnidaria, Anthozoa, Actiniaria, Actiniidae.